Paramuricea clavata is the source of this 541-nucleotide messenger RNA. NCBI's taxonomy places the organism in Eukaryota, Metazoa, Cnidaria, Anthozoa, Malacalcyonacea, Plexauridae. The record is from the annotation of a GenBank genome assembly.
AUGUUAUUGGCCCUUGCAUCAGCAGGUCGUUCAUCUGAGCUUCGAGCUCUUGAUCUGAGAUUCAUGACAAUGACUGACAGCAGCAUUAUUUUUGAGCUUGGUCGACUAACAAAGUCACGGAAAAAAGGGCAAAAACCAAUCAAGCUGAUAUUUAAUUCCUUCCAGUCGGACCCUUUGUUAUGUGUAGUGUCAGCCAUUACCUCCUAUGUGGAUCGUACAAAAAGGUGGCGUUCUGUAUUAGCUCAGACCCAGUUAUUACUAAGCUUUGUUGAGCCCCAUAAGGAGGUGGUGCCCUGUACAAUUGCAGGCUGGUUGGUAGGACUGAUGAGUGAAGCAGGUGUGAACACCUCUGAAUUUAGUGCACACUCUACCAGAGGUGCCUCUACUUCUAAAGCCAAGGCUAAAGGCCUCUCGUGUCAGGAAAUCAUGAAUAAAGCUAAGUGGAAGAAGGAAUCCACUUUUAAAAGGCACUAUUUGAGGGAUGUAACUGCUGAGGCAACAGUUGGGCAGGAUGGUUUCCAGGAAACAGUAUUCCAAACAG